Molecule: messenger RNA, 5343 nt
Organism: Oreochromis niloticus (Nile tilapia)
Lineage: Eukaryota; Metazoa; Chordata; Actinopteri; Cichliformes; Cichlidae
Gene: mrtfab
Product: myocardin related transcription factor Ab
Exons: 20
Coding region: 570-4373 (1267 amino acids)
Biological process (GO): smooth muscle cell differentiation; positive regulation of transcription by RNA polymerase II
Cellular component (GO): nucleus
Molecular function (GO): transcription coactivator activity
Source: RefSeq, a predicted model, not a curated record
UAACUGAUCGUAGGCGUUAGCACUUAGAGGUGAUGUUGUUAUGGCAUGCUAACGGUUGCUAGCUAACUUGGGGUGUCUGUGUCUGCAGUCAGCAGGGGAGCCGAAGAGUUUUCAGCUGAAGCCGGUGUCAGCGUUAAAUACUUUAUUGUUGUAUUUGAUAGCGUUUCACGUUCAGUGUGGCGCGUGUGUCCGCUUUUCUAUAGCAGCCCGACUUUGGCUCGCGUAUUGAAUGUUUAGGUUCACUCCCACCCAGACAGGCUAACAAUAGCUUAGCAUGCCUGUGUGUUUUGGACAGUGACAGCUGCAGGCUGCGGCCCCAUGACAUCUGUGGAAAGGCCUCCUGAAACGUGGAUUUCUUUAGCCCAUCUUAUCAGUUGUCAUGAGUCUUUUUUCAAAACGUCUUUUACUAUUGUAGAUCUUUUUUCUUUUCUUUUUUUUUCCUGCACAUGCCCUGGUUACUGUGAUACAGCUGCUCAGCAUCAUAGACCGUUCAAAGCUCUGUCCUCCUGAAAUGGGAAAACCCCCCUUCCAGAUUUUGUAACACAGGUCUUUCUGUCACCUUGGCAUCGAUGGACUCACAGAAAGGGGAGGAGCCAAGUCCUGGCAGUAUGGAAGUUGCCAGUGUGCCAGGCUCGGCCUCGAGCCCCCAGAGCGACGCCGUGACCAGCGAGCUUCAGGAGCUCUCCCUUCAGCCUGCUCCCAAUCUGCUGCCUAUACAGGAGCGCAAGAAUGUCCUCCAGCUCAAACUUCAGCAGAGACGCACACGAGAGGAGCUGGUCAGCCAAGGGAUCAUGCCACCACUGAAGAGCCCAGCAGCCUUUCACGAACAGCGGAGGAGUCUGGAGCGAGCAAGGACUGAAGACUACCUAAAGAGGAAGAUCCGGAGUCGUCCUGAGCGCUCGGAGCUGGUCAGGAUGCACAUUCUGGAGGAGACGUCGGCAGAGCCGUCUCUGCAGGCUAAGCAGCUGCAGCUGAAGAGAGCACGACUGGCCGACGACCUCAAUGACAAAAUCUCUCACAGACCGGGUCCCAUCGAGCUGGUCCACAAGAACAUCCUGUCUGUUAACUGCCAUCUGCAGCAUUCACUCCUAGAUUCUCCAAAGGGAAACGGAGGAGAGAGCUCAUCUUUGGACGAAGACAGCAGUGAUGCUCUGUCACCUGACCAGCUAACCAAUCAGGACUCUCCCCUGAGCGCUGUCCCUCAGGUCUCCCCCUCAGAUGUGCUCACCCAGAACGGAGACCUCUCCCCCACACAGUUUCUCACACAGCCUCCUGCUCCACCUCCACCACCACCUCCGCCGCCCCCUCCCUUGUUGAAUGGGUCCGAUUCGUCCCCUUUACCUAAAAUUACAAAUGGGACAACGGUGACCUCGGGAUCCUCCCGCCAUUCUGCCGGCCAGGUCAAGUCUCAGGCCAAGACGAGUUCAGACCGCCCUCCACAGAGAUCUAAGAAAGCAAAGGACAGCAAACCAAAGGUGAAGAAGCUGAAGUACCAUCAGUACAUCCCCCCCGACCAGAAGGCAGACAAGGAGCGUCCGCCUCAGAUGGAUUCGUCUUACGCGAAGCUGCUCCAGCAGCAGCAGCUCUUCCUGCAGCUGCAGAUUCUCAGUCAGCAGCAGCAGCACUACAACUACCACACCAUCCUGCCCGCCCCUCCCAAGCCACAAACGGAGCCUCCCACGACCAACUCUGGCCCUUCCCCCUCCCGUACCGUUCACACAACAACCACCACAGCUUCCUCGAGUCAAACGGGGACAGCCCGUCACAGCCAAACCACAGUGGGAGGAGCCAAACCAGCCACUCUGCCAGCCAACCUGGACGAGUUCAAAGUUGCUGAGCUGAAACAAGAACUGAAAUUGCGGGGUUUGACCGUCUCAGGCACCAAGAAUGACCUAAUUGAGAGGCUCCGUAACUACCAAGAACAAAAUGGGGGAACCGCAACUGUUUCCAAGAAUGGUAUUUUGCAGUCCGGCUUGCAGGGCACGACGUCAGCUGCUAGCACCACCACAUCUUCUCCCACCACAACUUCCACCUCUGACCACCAGUCAGUAGAGGGUGGGUUUAAGUUGUCUCUGUCCUCACUGGGUCAGGCGGUUCCAGGGCGGGUGAUGCGGUUUGGCAGCACCAGCUCGAGCCCUCCGGUGUCACCGACUCCGUCGGAGAGGUCAUUAGCUGGAAUGAGUCCAGAUGAGACCAGCUGCAAUGGAGACAUGUUUGGAGAAAUGGUGAGCUCUCCACUGACCCAGCUCACCUUGCACCCCUCUCCUAAGCACCCAGCAAAUGUCUCUCCACUCGCAGUCAAAGAUGAGAUCCAGAGCUCAUGCAGUCUGUCCAGGUCCUCACCUGCAUCUGUCCAAACCCCCGAGCCCGGAGCAGCCAUGGACACGUCAUCUAUGGAUAAAGACCAGAUGCUCCAGGAGAAGGACAAACAGAUCGAGGAGCUCACCAGGAUGCUGAGGCAAAAGCAGAGGCUGGUGGAGACUCUCAGGUCCCAGCUGGAGCAAGGCAAGAUGGCAGGUGGGAUAGUGGUCAAGAGGGAAGGAAGCGAUAAGAGCAAAACAUCCCCAGAGGUUAAGCUCCAAACUCUAAUAAAAGCCUCAGCCAUUCAGCCCCCUACGCUCCCUAAUGGCAUCGUGUUGAAGGUCAAAAAGGAGGUAGAGCCAGAGGAAGGAAUGGAGGGAGUAACAGAGGAGGCUCUGUCAAAGAAGCAGGUCCCGACGAUGCAGUGCUCCCAGGAGACUCUGCUCAGGCUGCAGCAGAUUCAACGGCUGCAGCUCCAACAGUCUGAUCAACAAAAACAGCAACCACAACCGAAACAGCAACAAAGUCAGGCGCAGCCGACGAAGGCUGCAGAACCCAAACCGAAUCCUCAAAAACAGCAGCACCAAAAGAAAGAGGCUCAACUCCUGAUCCAACAGCAGCAGCAGCUGCAGCAGCUCAUCUUCCAGCAGACCCAACAGAAACAGCUCCAGGCUCAGCAGAAGAUAACGCAGCAGAAACUGGCCCAGCAGAAGCAAGUACAGCAAAACCAGCUCAAGCAAACCCAAGGGCAGCAGCAGGCUCAGCAGAAGAACCAGGUUCAGCUAAAGCAGGUUCAGCUGCAGAUCCAAAACCAGACGGUGACAAGUCAGAAACCCACGCUAAGCCAAACUCAGCAGAGGAAGCAGCUGAAAGCUCAACAGAGGCAGCAGCAGAAACAGCAGACAUCAGCAGCCACAACACAACAGGUGACUCCAGUCAUCAUCAAGCAACAGAAUGGCACACCAGUGCACACUCAGGCCAUCUCAUUAGACCUCCUUAAGGCCAAUGGCACACCUACACUGGUGACAGACACCAAUGGGAACCACUACCUAAUCGCUCUCACCAGUCACACCACAGAUGGACAGAAUGGAGUGUCCUCAUUGGCCAAAACCAAUGGACGCAUCACACUGCAGAGAUUGAAUUCAACUCCAAGUAAACUGCCCAGCACCGACAGCCAAUCAAAAGGUCAGGCAGAAGCCGAGCCUGUGAGCCAACCAAGCAAAAAGGGACAAAAAGCGGGGCUGCACUUAGACACCAACAGUGAUCCACAACCCAGCCAGCCCGUCACCGCUCCACCCAACCUGCAGCCUUUCUUUGACGACAUUUCAGACAAUGAAAGCCAAAACAACUUAAUGUCAUCUCUCAAGAGACAGGAGGUGUGUCCACCUUACGACCGACACACACUGUUCACCCCUCCCUCUCCUAAACCCAACACCUCCCUUCCUUCUCAGCGCUCCAGACCAGAGAAUGGCCUGAACAGCCAGCAGAUGGACGACCUGUUUGACAUCCUGCUCAAAAGUGGAGAAAUCACCGGCUUCAAGGCCAACCCGGACCCUUCCCUCCCCCCUCUCCACUCUGACCCACCUUCUCCAUCUACUGCCCCAUCCCCCCUCCACCUGUCUCCUCCCACCCCCACAGAGGCGUUCAUCUCCCCGGAGCCUUCGGUGGGAGAGCCCUGCUCAGGCAGCGGGCGUCUGGAGGACUUCUUGGAGAGCACGACGGGCACCCCGCUGCUGGGCAUAGAGUCCGACGGCGGCCUGGCGCUGAUCGACGACCUCCACAGCCAGAUGCUGAGCACGCCCAGCAUCCUGGACCACCCCCCCUCCCCCAUGGACACGUCUGACCUGGGCUUCUCCCCUCAUUCUACGGGGCUGGACUUUGGCGACCCCAACCUGGAUAGCAUGGACUGGUUGGACAUGGUAGGGAGCGCAAGCGGAGGGGGCGAGGGCAAUAGAGGAGGGCGAGGAAGUGGAGACGGAGGGACGAGUUUAGCUCCGUUGGCACCACACACACCGCAAAGCGUGUUCUCAGCCGACUUUCUGGACAAUACAGACCUGCAGCUGCACUGGUAGCCACGUCUGUAGCUCCUCACGCAGACGCACACAGAUGAACACAUGGUCGCUCACACUGUGUACAGGCUCCGUCUUUAUUUCAUGCACAUACUCUAUGCUGUCUCUACCACUGCGGGGGGUCUCUGGCACAUGCACGCGCACACACACACACUCUCACACAUUUACUCAGUUUGUCUUGUCUUUCACUGGCUGUUGCUGUAUGCAAGGUGAGGUGGUGUUAAAUUCAUUGAAACAACUUGGUGGACCUGAGGUGGACUUGUAAAAAUUUUAACUCUACAGGGAACCAAAACAGAUAAAAUCCCAUUUCCUGUGUCCCGACCUGCAGUAAAACCAGGUUUAAGUAAACCAGCCGAAAGUUGCAGGCCGCUUUCAGCCCAUUUCAACCCUCAGUAAACAGCUGGACAGAUCAGAGGCGAGUAGGGACUGUCUGCGAUGUUUUCCUGGGCUCCUAGAGAUAGCAGUGUGUGUCAGUGCCUCCUAAACUUUGCACUUAUGCUGAAUCUGAUUGGUUUAAAGGGUGGGUGUUUAGGUCAACAGCUGAGUGAAAGCCACCUAAUGUUACAAUGGUCAGCUGAGCCACUGAUUGUGUUUUUGUUUUUUUUUAAAAAGAAAAAGAAAAAAGGCAGCUGCUUGUGGCCUCACCAUGCCAACCUAAACCCCACCCACACUAGUCAAAGAUACAACCUUCAUUGGUUGAGAGUUGCUGUUGAAAUGAACCUUAUCAGUGGCAACAGUUUGAAUUGAAGCCUCAUUGGAGGUUGCGUAUUAUUGGUAACAUUAUGGUAGACCACUAUGUAUUGCUGUAUAUCGGGUGUAUAUUACAAUUUGUCCAUAUGACUAUUUUUCUUUGCUGGUUGCUUUAGAGUCAAGCUAGCCGGCUGGGGAACAGAGGGGAGGGCGGGGCUUCCAAGAGAACUUGGACCUUGUCAUUUUUUAAAGAAAAAAAAGAAUAAAAAAAAUAAACAUACCA